AUGGUUAUCUUCAAUGUUGUCGGCCGCAUCGCGGUCGCGUCUGCUGCCAUCUUCAACGGCAGCGGCGCGUUUGCGCACAACGGCGACGCGGCUGGGUUGGACCACUCUACUGUGGCGACCGCGGCCAUUGCUCCUAGAGCAACCGUCGCUUGCCCAGCUGAAUGCAUGCCGAAGAUGUGUACGGAUGAAGUCAAGUUGAGGGGCACGAACACUGUCUUGACCUACAUCUGCCCGCCAACGCCUACCCCGACCAAGCAGCGCUCGACCGUCUAUCUGACGAUCACCGAGUACACGACGGUUACGCCGACGGUCGCUCCAAGUGUCUCCAAGGUUCUGCAAGUCUCGAGCGCGACCGAGGAAGAAACGACGACGACGACGAGGGGCACUUCUAGCAAGAUCGUGACUAUCACCAUCACUUUGCGUCGUUCGUCGUCUGCUGCUGGGGUCACCACUUCGGCCGUCAUCACAACUUCGGCCGCAAUCACCACUUCUGAAGCGAUCACUACUUCUGCAGCGAUGACCACUUCGGCCGCGAUCACCACCUCUGCUGAAGUCAUCUCCGACGUGCAUACCUCGAGUGGCGCACAGUCUACAAGUUCGUCCUCGACUCGCCAUGCGAUCUACUCACUGCCUCCGUCGUGGAAUACCACAGUGAUUGCGAGCUCGGGAACAUCGGCGAUCCACAACAGCUCUGCGACUGUUGCUCCCAUCCUCUCUACCAGCGUCAGCACAACAGCUCGCAACAUCUCGAGCACUGCUUUUGAUCAAGAUACGUCUACUAGCAUCGCUCACAACACCUCUACGGCUGCGCUUUCGUCGUCUUUGAGUUCGUCUGCGGUAUCAUCCUCGACUGGCUACGCGAUGCCUAGCUUCCAGACCCCUCCCUACCCUCUUCCGAACGCGACGUCCAGCUUCGUUGCUCCUACCGGCGCAAACACCGCGACAAGCUACAUCAUCACCGCCUCCAGUUCCGGACAGUAUUACUCUCUCCCUCCUUCUCUCGAGGAAGACGUUGAGCACGAGCACCGCCUUGCACGCCGUCAUGGAGGCGACGACAACUCCUCCGUCUCCUCCCACGGAGUUAUGUCAGCUUCUUACCGCAAUAGCACGUCCAGCUUCGACUUCCAUAACAUGACUUCCAGCGAUGGCGGUAUCGCUCUGACAUCCAGCGCCAUGCAGGGCACGGGCACCGGUACCAGCACCGCCACCGGCACGGCGACCAAGACACUGACCGGACCUACGACCAGCACGCAAGUCCACCAUUCUAGCCACAGCGCCUCUGCAACUGCUUCCCCUUCCGACAAAGGCGAGGCUGCAGGCCUGGGCUUGAAUACGACCGCCCUGUUCAUGUCUCUGGCUCUGAUGAUGGGCUGGAUGUGGAUCAUGUAA
Molecule: messenger RNA, 1389 nt
Organism: Westerdykella ornata
Lineage: Eukaryota; Fungi; Ascomycota; Dothideomycetes; Pleosporales; Sporormiaceae
Exons: 4
Coding region: 1-1389 (462 amino acids)
Source: RefSeq, a predicted model, not a curated record